GAGGAACAUACUGACAAGUCAGUUGUAAAUGAUAUUUCGUCAGACAAGGACAAUGAGCUGUCAGGUGUGCAAGACAGCAUAAGUGGAGAGCCUGGGCACGAAAACGAUGAAGCAAAUGACGAUACGACAGUGUCGUCGAAAGAGUGCAAAGAUGCCUCAUACAAAACAGCCUAUUCGACAGAAUUUUGCAAGGAUAUCUCUGACGAGACAAUCUCUCUGGUCGAUGGAUCAUGUGACACAUACUAUGAGAUGGAGGAAGAUCCUGCUCUUCUAACAAAUGAGAUUACUGAAUCUUCAUCCGAGGAGCCUGAAAUAAACGGUGUACACUCGAGUUAUGUCGAUAGCAACCAUUUGAAUCAUUUAAAGAGCAAUCAAGAUUUACAAACUUUCGCACAUUCCUUAAAAAUCAUCAAAAGGAAAGCAGACUCAAUUUCAAGAGAAAUCAGAAAAAACGAUGGAAAAGCGUUGUUCUGUAAAUUUGCACCAUCUGAUUCAAAAAUUGGGUCAGAUUUCGUUGGGGACCAAGUUUGUGAUGAAAAUUUUGGAGUUGCUGAAUAAUGAGCAAGAACUAAAUGAGCUAAUGAAGGAAGAAAAUGAGGAUUGGGAAAAGCUAAUGAAGGAAGUAAAUGAGGAUUGGGAACAGCCAAUGAAGGAAGUGCUAGCAAAA
This is a messenger RNA of Xenia sp. Carnegie-2017, 667 nucleotides long. RefSeq lists its product as uncharacterized. The record is from RefSeq and is a predicted model, not a curated record. NCBI's taxonomy places the organism in Eukaryota, Metazoa, Cnidaria, Anthozoa, Malacalcyonacea, Xeniidae. The coding region runs from base 250 to 558 and encodes 102 amino acids. The transcript is spliced from 7 exons.